This is a messenger RNA of Danio aesculapii, 3738 nucleotides long. It is a transcript of the gene septin12, whose product is annotated as septin 12. The transcript is spliced from 11 exons. Gene Ontology annotation, molecular function: molecular adaptor activity; GTPase activity; GTP binding. The record is from RefSeq and is a predicted model, not a curated record. Lineage: Eukaryota; Metazoa; Chordata; Actinopteri; Cypriniformes; Danionidae. Bases 222 to 2696 code for a protein of 824 amino acids. Gene Ontology annotation, biological process: cytoskeleton-dependent cytokinesis. Gene Ontology annotation, cellular component: microtubule cytoskeleton; cell division site; septin ring.
AUCUCUAUUGAAUCUGACGUGCUGCUCUACGCUGUCGGAUGAGAAGCGACUCCCACCAAAUUCGCAACUUUUCUUGUUGCAUCACAAACCCGAAAAUCGCUGGAGACACUUUGACUUGUUUGACAAUCUUUUGAGAGGUUUUGUUUUGUUUCCCCCUGAAAGUUUAUUACUUGUAAUUGCGCGCCCCAGAGGCUGGAAGUUUUCCCUGGACUGAAGUCAGGAUGUCAGAUAUCUCAGUCAAUGACCAUCUGGAGGGGAUAUUGUCUGAUUUUGAGGCUCUGAAGAGGUCCUUUGAUAUUGAUGAUGUGAAUGAGAUCCCUGCAUUCUCCCCUACGUCUUCUGUCACAUCUCCCAUCAGCCCAAGUGCUAUCCUCAACAAGACAAAUGAUGUGAGGAUUCCUGGGAACCAGAUGUCUCCUCCUUACCGCUCCAGGAUUAGUAUUAGCUGCAGUCCUGCCCAGAGCCCAGUUAUGAAAAAUAGAAUGGUGUCCAGUCUCUCCUUCAACCGAGGGACAAUGGGAAAGCCCACUAUCAAUGCCAACUCUGGUAUCAACAGAGCUGCCUCUUUUCAAAACAAAUUCAAUCCUAAUGGCUUCAUUUCAUCUUCAGGACCAGGAAGUGAUAAUGACAGUCUCCAUAGCUCCUCUUCCAGUCUAGAGUACCAGGCCUCUUCUAAAUUAUGCUCCUACACAAGCCCUCCACAGAGCCCUGUAGGUGUCGGAGAGUUCAAGUCCCAGCGUUUAGGGAGCCCUGCCCUAAAAAAGUUCUCUUCCCAUGGCAACAUGUUCCACUCAGAGAUGGAGGGUCCUCUGGUUAUCCCAACUGAACCCAUAGGUAUUAGCCAUGGCUCCAUGCCUUCUCUGGAACUGCAGAUGGAGACUGCAGGAAUUAAACGAGUGAUUUCCCCUGGAUCACGAUUCACAAAUACAGGUCCACAGUGGAGCGCAAGUCCCUAUAACACACAGAACAGCAGUACCUUUGCAAGGGACUCCCCUCUCAACAACCAGUCUCCUAGACCUAGAGAUCCAGUUCGCCUAAACAAGUUCCCUCUUGACCUUGACAACCUGGUCUUCAAGUCUCAGACAGAAUCUCUGGGGGCACCUAAACCACCUACAAGUUUUCAGAUGAAAUCCAACAGUCCCACUGUCUCUGCAAGUCCAUGUGCAUCUAUCAGUAGCCUGGAUAGCACUGAUUUAACCAUGGCACACAACAACAACAACAACCUCAAUGAAAAGAGAGAGCCCAUCACCCCUUCUGGAGCUAUCCCAGUACCAAAUAUUAGUGAAUCUCCUGUGCCGCUGUCUCCAGCCCAGACUCCUCAGUUUAACAUGGUCUCAAAGCCCCAAGUGGUCCAGGUGGCCCCUGCCUCACCAUUCCUAUCAAGACAGAUGGAGAUCAGCAAUGAAAUAGAUCAGAACGAUAUCCAUGCCAAAGAGAGUGUGGGUUCCAUAUUACAGCGUAUUGCCUCUUUUUCCAGAGUGGAAACUAAAGUGCCAGUGUCUGACCCAAGUCCUGUCAUGCCCAUAAUGAAUGGCAUCAAGAAAGGCUCACCGGCAAUACACUGCAAGGAGCUUAAGAGAUUGGAAGACACAGCACAGGAGCAGGGCCUGGAUCUGGAGCCGCCUGUCCCGAUGGAGGAGGAGAAGGAGGUGAUGGAGAUGGAGGUGGAGAUUGAAGAUCCGCUGCCGUGCCUCAGUGAAGCUGACACACAGGGCAUCAUUAAGGGCAGAGAUCUGUUCGGAUAUGUCGGCAUUGAGGCAGUCCUGGACCAGAUGAGACGCAAAACCAUGAAGGCCGGCUUUGAAUUUAACGUCAUGGUGGUUGGUCAGAGCGGUCUGGGGAAGUCGACGCUCGUAAACACCCUCUUCAAGUCCAAGGUCAGCAGGAAGUCAUGCACUCCUAAUUAUGAGGAAAAGAUCUCCAAAACCGUCCACCUGCAAUCAGUCAGCCACAUCAUCGAGGAGAAAGGGGUGAAGAUGAAGCUUACUGUGAUUGACACCCCUGGAUUUGGAGACCAAAUCAACAAUGAGAACUGCUGGGAGCCCAUUGUAAAGUAUGUCAAUGAACAGUAUGAAAAAUACCUGAAGGAGGAACUGAAUGUCAACAGGAAGAGAAGAAUCCCUGACAGCCGCGUUCACUGCUGCGUCUACUUCCUCCCAGCCACUGGACACUGGCUACGCCCUAUAGAUGUGGAGUUCAUGAGGAGACUGGGAAAGAUCGUGAGCAUCGUCCCCGUGAUUGCCAAAGCAGACACGCUCACUCUGGAGGAGCGGCUAGAGUUCAAGCAGAGGAUAAGACAAGACCUCCAGGCUAACGGGAUCAGAGUGUAUCCACAGAAAGAAUAUGAUGAGGAUGCCGAAGACCGGAUACUCAACGAUAAGAUUAGGGAAAACAUUCCAUUUGCUGUGGUGGGAACGGAUAAGGAACACCAGGUGAAUGGGAACAAAGUCUUGGGAAGAAAAACGAAGUGGGGGAUUAUUGAAGUUGAAAAUGUUGCGCAUUGCGAGUUUGCACACUUGAGAGAUCUUCUUAUUAGGUCCCACCUGCAAGAUUUGAAGGACGUCACUCACAACAUCCACUAUGAGACGUACAGGGUGAAAAGACUUAACGAGAGCAAUGCCAACGGACUGGCGCUUUCGCCUUUGACCCUGGAGAAUGGUACCCUAGAGAAAAGCGAGGCGGAGAGUCACCUUUGAACGGGAUGGAGUGUGUGCCUGCCGUUACAACGGGAGAGAUGAACAUUUUACUUCGAGACUGCCACUGAUGGAAGAAAAUAUCAUCAUGUUUUGACUGAAGACAUUUCCACGUAGGCAUGUAAACGUCAUAUAUGAGUCUAUUUUUCAAAAUGAAUCUAUAUUGUGGGGAGAACGAAUUAUUGAUGCGUUGUGGGUUUUUAAACCAGGGUUUGGCUAAGAGAAAGUUUUUUAUUUUUAUUUCUUCUUGACAUUUUUCGACCAUUUUUUUUUGCCUGAUAAAUGGCACGGAGGAUUGGCAUGUUUGGAAAACACAUGCAUGCAUGCCUGACACCUCAUCGGAUGAGAAAAUCCCAUAAUCCGUUUUACUGCAAAAGUACUUUUACACUGAACCAAUAAUGUGACAUGCUAUUUUUGCUUUAUUUUCAUAAUUAUUUGAGUUUUUUUUACUGCAAAUAAUGAUAUUUCCCUAUACUUUUGUAAACAUUCAAAAUCACACACAUUUAGACAAAUAUUUUGUUACAAUAGCUACUUUCCAAGCUGAAGGUAUUUUCUUAACAGACAAUUUCUUAAUAGUCUCUUACUGCUUCUCGUAAACGACUGCUGUGUUGAUAUAAUGGGAAAUAUCUCAAAUGUAACCUUCGACCUUAAAGGUCUGGUUUGAAAUGUAAUACUGGUGAUUGUUUCUAAUGCAGAGAUGGAUAAAGGAACAAGAGAAGGUCAAUUCGUAGUGAUGUUCGCCGUACAGUAAAGGGUCAAGUUUUACGGAGGGAUGUUUUUCAGUCAGUAACUUGCUGUUUUAAAGGUACACAUUGUGCUGUUUACUUCCCUCUACUGAACGUCAGGAGCUCAUCCUUUGCCCAUUUGCUUAUCAAAGCUAUUGUACAUAACCAUAAUGUGUUCUUAUUUUCUAUCACAGUGUCACAUUUCUUUUUUUACUCGACGUGUAUUAGCGACAUCAACAUGAUUUCCUUGUUACUAAUAUUACUAUUCAUGUAAACACAAUUGAUUUAUGAUUAAAAAAAAUCCCACCAUUGAACAUUUA